CUCUUUCUCUGUUUCUCUCUGCAUAUGAUUUUCUCUCCUCUCUCCACAGUCGGGGCUCGGUGGUGAGGAGGGGGGAGGGUGGUCUUGCAGUCGACGAGAGGAACAGGAGUUUAUUGAGGAGUAGCUGCAACGGGAGGGGGAGAAAAAAACGCAUACUACUGAGCACCGUCGCCUCGCCGAUGGUAAAGAAGAGAGAGAGAGAGCGGAGAGAGAGAGAGAGAGAGGGGGGAAAACAACAAAAAAGAAAAGAUCGCGCUCGGACGAUUGACCACUCCGUGCCGAGAAACUGCCGCUUGAAUUGUUUAACUUGUUGAUGCGACGAUUUUCUACUGUUUUCCCCUCUAUCGUCUGGCUGCAGUGACAGAUAGAUGGGUGGCGGUAUCGCCGUGGAUAGGUAUUUUAUUAAACUCGCCGUGGAUGCAGUUUAAAGAGCAGCCUUACCUAAGAUGCAAUUCAUCUCUGAGCCAUAGCACUGUGAUAACCGGAGCAGGGUUGUAUUAAACACUAUAGGUCAGCAUGGCAGCAGGUGUAGCGGCAUGGCUCCCAUUCGCCCGAGCGGCGGCCAUAGGAUGGAUGCCCGUGGCGAGCACCCCGAUGCCCAUUCCUCCCCAAGACAAGAAGAAAGGCCAGGACGGACUCAUCAUCCUCAACGUGAGUGGGACCAAGUUUCAAACGUGGCGAACCACUUUGGAGCGGUACCCGGACACUUUGCUGGGGAGCACGGAGAGAGACUUCUUUUUCCACGAGGAGACAAAUGAAUACUUUUUCGACCGUGACCCUGACAUCUUUAGACAUAUUCUCAAUUUUUACCGCACGGGGAAACUACACUAUCCGCGCCAAGAAUGCAUAUCUGCAUACGACGAGGAGCUCGCUUUCUUUGGUAUAAUCCCCGAGAUCAUUGGGGAUUGCUGUUAUGAGGAGUACAAGGACCGGAGGCGCGAAAACGCAGAGAGGCUUCAAGACGACGAGGAGAUGGACAUGAGCAAUGACGUCACGCCGGUGAACCUGACUUACCGGGAGUUCCUGUGGCGGGCUUUUGAAAAUCCUCACACCAGCACCUUAGCUCUGGUCUUCUACUAUGUCACAGGCUUCUUCAUUGCCAUAUCAGUGAUGGCCAAUGUUGUGGAGACGGUUCCGUGUGGGACUUUGCCCAACAGGUCAAAGGAGAUUUCCUGUGGAGACCGUUACGCACUGGCUUUCUUUUGUUUGGACACCGCGUGUGUCAUGAUAUUCACUGUUGAGUAUCUCCUCCGUUUAAUCGCAGCUCCCAGCCGGUACAAGUUCAUGAAAAGUGUGAUGAGCGUCAUUGACGUGGUCGCCAUCAUGCCUUACUACAUCGGCCUGGUCAUGACAGACAAUGACCAGGUGAGCGGUGCUUUCGUCACGCUGAGAGUCUUCCGGGUCUUUCGGAUUUUCAAGUUCUCCCGGCACUCCGCGGGGCUGCGCAUCCUGGGCUACACCUUGAAGAGUUGCGCCUCCGAACUGGGCUUCCUACUAUUCUCCCUCACCAUGGCCAUCAUUAUCUUUGCAACGGUCAUGUUUUAUGCAGAAAAAGGCUCCACAGCCAGCAAGUUCACCAGUAUCCCCGCAGCGUUUUGGUACACCAUUGUCACCAUGACAACACUCGGGUACGGUGACAUGGUGCCAAAAACAAUCGUGGGGAAGGUGUUUGGGUCCAUAUGCUCUCUGAGUGGGGUGCUGGUCAUCGCCUUGCCUGUCCCUGUCAUCGUGUCAAACUUCAGCCGUAUCUACCACCAAAGCCAGCGGGCAGAGAAACGACGAGCCCAGAGGAAAACUCGGCUUGCUAGAAUCCGUGCUGCGAAGAUUCGGGGCACUAAUGCCUAUAUGCGCUACAAACAAAAUGGGCUCCUGAUCGACUCACUGGAGGAGGCCUCCAAGGAGGCAGGACAAGCCCUGGUGGCGAAGGCUCCAAACCCUCCUUUUGAGAGCCAACAUCAUCACCUGCUGCACUGCCUGGAGAAGACCACGAAUCAUGAGUUUGUGGACGAGCAGACAUUUCAGUCCAACUGCAUGGAGAUCUCUGUGAUGAACAAGUCGGGCUCCCGUACAUCCUCACUGUCCUCGUCACCACAUGGACUCAGCUCGUGCUGCUCUCGACGCCACAGGAAGAAGAGUAGCUUCAGCUUGCCCAGCACAAACAACCAGGAGCUCAGCACCAUACAGAUCAGAGAGAGGCCUGUGGCCAACAGCCGCUCCAGCCUGAAUGCCAAACUCGAUGAGACUAUGCCCUUGAAAUGUGACGAACCUUACAUCACUCCCUCCAUGGUCAGCCUAUCUGCCCCCGUGGUGACCUCAUCAGACGGGCACGGCUCCACCACCACCACCGCAUACUCUCAGAGCAACAUUGUCCGAGUAUCUGCCUUGUAGAUGUCAUGCCUAUCUGAUCAGCUAACUGGUCUGAAGAAGCACCAGAUGCUGAGGAGAGGGACCACCGAGCAUCAACCUGCCAUAAUCUAGAGGGAUUAUAAGAUUAGCAGAAAUCGGGGUUUUUUGAAGUAGUGAUCUCAUCUGAUGUCAAACUCUGCAUGGUAUUAGAAUGAUGAAUGGACUGCUGCCUUGGAAAUAAGAGCGAACCAGCAGAUCUUGCUCCAUUAAGCACAGCAGAGCAAGGAAGUGCUGGGAUUGCGUGGUUAUCGUCGUUGCCUAAAAAUACUAAGAAAAAACUUUAUUUUUGAAUAUGUAAUGUAGUUGUAUUUGUUGUCUUCUGAUUCCAAGGAGGAAAGGCAGACGUUAAAAGGUCACUCUUGACGAUGGCCUCUGAUGAUAAAGCACACAUAUUCAUUAACUGAUGGCCAUCUUUGUGAAUAUUAAAUCAGUCGACUUCACUCACCGCCCAGUUAAAUAGUUUGUUUUGAAACCCCUCAAUUAACUGGCUUCUAAUAGUCCCCUCACUGUUGUAAAUUCAGAAAACAUACAUCCGCUGGAAUGGAUAACUGUUGUGAAUAUUCAUUAACUGACUCAUUAACUGGUUGAUGUCAUCGCUUGAUGAGUAAAAUAUACUACGCAUCCUGACAUGUUUGUGAAAUGUACAAGUGAAAGUCAAAAUGACAAAAAUUUGUGUUAGCUUACAUAUUUGACAUUCUGAUAUGGAUCUUUGUGAAAGCCACUGUCAUUAAUUAACAAUUGAUAUUGAGAACUAUACAGGGUACAUAUUAGUUAGGUCACAAGGUAGAAAUAUAAGUGAAUGUUCUCCGCAACACUUAACUAAUACUAACCCUAACGUGGACAUAGUAUUGACCUGGAAACCAUAUGAAGGAGUGUAGAGCAUCGAUUCCAUUGUAAUAUUCAUAAGCGAGACUUGGUAGAUUUCACUGUGUUAAAGGGCCAUUUUGUACAUUUUUCAUAUUGUAAAUAUCUCAGUUAGAACUUUAUCAACUGCAUUUGAAGUUGGCUCCUCUUAUUUCUAGAUUUAGUUGUUGGCAUACUAUUUCUGUCUGUUUACUGGUUGAAUUAAGGAUUUGCAUGCUGUCUUUGCAGAAUUCUGUUUUAUUAAAAGUAUGUCUCUGCUUCUUGUUUGAGGUUUGUCAGUAAAAAUGAGCUUGAUGGAAGGAAACACAAUGAGGCUGGUAUGUUAUGAUGUAAAUUAUGCAACACUUUGCUUUUAAUGAAAUACAAAUCUUGUCAUGGAGUACAUAUAUAAGAGGGAAGGAAGAGGGAGAAGUAAUCACACAUUGUGCAUUUGGUGCAGUGGAUAGAAUAAAUACUGUAGCUC
Molecule: messenger RNA, 3733 nt
Organism: Larimichthys crocea (large yellow croaker)
Lineage: Eukaryota; Metazoa; Chordata; Actinopteri; Sciaenidae
Product: potassium voltage-gated channel subfamily D member 2
Exons: 7
Coding region: 517-2388 (623 amino acids)
Biological process (GO): action potential; protein homooligomerization; potassium ion transmembrane transport
Cellular component (GO): neuronal cell body; dendritic spine; postsynaptic membrane
Molecular function (GO): protein binding; A-type (transient outward) potassium channel activity
Source: RefSeq, a predicted model, not a curated record